AUGGCCGCAAUCGAAAAACCCCCUGUCGACGGUUCCAACACCACAGAAAAAGAUGCCCCCCCAACUGAUUUCGACGAAAGUCUUGGAGGCCAUAUCAAUGAGCGAGCCCUCGUGCGAAAACUCGAUAUCACCCUUCUUCCAGCCCUGACCUCGCUGUAUCUUCUUUCAUUUCUCGACAGGAGCAAUGUCGGCAAUGCACGCAUCGAGGGUUUGGCGACUGACUUACACAUGACGGGGGACCAAUAUCUGACCGGACUCACGCUUUACUUCAUCGGAUACGUCCUCUUCGAGGUUCCUUGUAAUCUGAUUUUGAAAAUGUGGAAACCGAAAUUUUGGUUGCCCACACUGACGCUCGUGUGGGGUGUUGUCAGUACGCUCAUGGGUGUCACUCAAUCCCGUGCUGGCUUCUUUGUUGUUCGGUUCUUCUUGGGUGUGGCUGAAUCCGGGCUAUUCCCAGGCAUCGUCUUCUACCUCUCAAUGUGGUACAAGCGAAAUGAACGGCAGUUUCGGGUGGCUCUGUUCUUCAGCGCGGCGUCGCUGGCCGGGGCUUUUGGGGGUAUUCUCGCAUGGGGUAUUGCUCACAUGAGAGGUGUCGGUGGCUAUAAUGGCUGGAGAUGGAUAUUUAUUCUGGAAGGUCUACUUACCGUUGUCGUCUCGAUUGCUGCGUACUUCUUCAUCCACAACUACCCAGAUACGGCGAAGUUCUUGAACAACGAGGAACGAGAGUACAUCCAGCACCGUCUCAAGGCCGACAGCGAUGCAACCCAGGAUGAAAAGUUGGACUGGAAUAACGUCAAAAAGGCCUUCACCGAUAUCAAAUGCUACCUCUAUGCCCUCGGAUUUCACACACUCUCGCUGCCACUCUACACGCUUUCACUCUUUCUUCCGACCAUCAUCAAGUCUCUCGGAUAUUCAUCAGCGGAAGCGCAACUUAUGACCAUACCACCUUAUGCAAUCGCAUUUUUCCUCACCAUCGGCCUUGCGGUGCUCUCCGAGAGGUAUUGCCGCCGGACCCCAUUUAUCCUCAUGUCCUCAUCGCUUGCCAUUAUCGGAUACAUCUUGCUUUUAAGCGACCCACGGCCUGGCGUGUCGUAUGUGGGGAUAAUAUUCGCUGCAGCCGGCAUCUAUCCGUCGGUGGCCUUGACGCUUGCCUGGCCGGCAAACAACGUCAGUGGACAGACAAAGAGAGCCGUUGCCAAUGCGCUACAGAUCUCGCUGGGGAAUCUGGGAGCCGUGCUUGGCACCCAGCUCUAUCGAACAGAAACAGCGCCGCGGUACUUUCUGGGACACUCAUUCGCCCUGGCGUACAUGGUAGCGAACUUGGUCGUGACUACGACUCUGUGGCUGGUGUUGAAAAGGCAGAAUGAGCGAAGAGAAGCGAAGGCAACAGAGAACGGGCAUCCUGACGGGCCCUGGCUUGGAGAUGAGGAUCCGCGGUGGAGGUUUCACUUGUGA
Messenger RNA from Cladophialophora immunda, 1455 nucleotides. RefSeq lists its product as uncharacterized. Bases 1 to 1455 code for a protein of 484 amino acids. The record is from RefSeq and is a predicted model, not a curated record. Gene Ontology annotation, molecular function: transmembrane transporter activity. Lineage: Eukaryota; Fungi; Ascomycota; Eurotiomycetes; Chaetothyriales; Herpotrichiellaceae. Gene Ontology annotation, biological process: transmembrane transport. The transcript has 3 exons. Gene Ontology annotation, cellular component: membrane.